Molecule: messenger RNA, 1752 nt
Organism: Thermochaetoides thermophila DSM 1495
Lineage: Eukaryota; Fungi; Ascomycota; Sordariomycetes; Sordariales; Chaetomiaceae
Product: long-chain fatty-acid-CoA ligase-like protein
Exons: 2
Coding region: 1-1752 (583 amino acids)
Biological process (GO): fatty acid metabolic process
Molecular function (GO): medium-chain fatty acid-CoA ligase activity
Source: RefSeq, a predicted model, not a curated record
AUGCCCGCCCCCCAUCCCAGCGACGGGAUCCUACUCCCCGACACACAAAAACCCUCCCUCCUCUACGGGCCAACCGAUCCCCCUUUAGUCGAUCUCACCCUCGGAGAGCUCCUCAAUCUUCAAUGCCUGCACUAUGGCACGCGCGAGGCCCUCAUCAUCCCAUGGACGGGCGCUCGCUGGACCUACAACGAGUUGAACCACCACUCGCGCCUUAUCGCCGCCGCCCUGCUGGACAUGGGCAUCGGCGUGGGUGAUCGUGUGGGCAUCAUGGCGGGGAACUGCGAGCAGUACGCGUCCAUCUUCUUUGCCGCGAGUAGGAUCGGGGCGAUUCUGGUGAUCCUCAACAACACUUAUACGCCCACCGAGGCACAGUACGGCCUGGAUUUCUCCGAAUGCAAAGUCUUUUUCACCACCAAGCAAAUCGGCCGGCUGGAUCAGCGGCCUCUCCUCACGGCUUUGGCCACGCGCACCGACAAGCCCAGCCCCAAGGUCGUCAUCAUCAGGGGGGACGAUUCCAAGGGGUACCAAACCUACGCCGACCUGCUCGCCCGCGGCGCGAAGAUCAAUCCCGACCGGCUGCACCGCCGCGAACUCAAGGUCCUCCCCCACAUGGUCUGCAACCUGCAAUUCACCUCCGGCACGACAGGCCUCCCCAAAGCCGCCAUGCUCACUCACCACAACAUCGUUAACAACAGCCGCUUCAUCGGCGACCGCAUGCGGCUGGGGCCCGACGACAUCCUGUGCUGUCCGCCGCCGCUGUUCCAUUGUUUUGGUCUCGUGCUGGGUCUGAUGGCGGUGUUGACUCAUGGAGCGAAGAUUGUCUACCCGGCGGAGGUAUUUGAUGCGAAGGCGACGCUGAAGGCGAUUAUCGAGGAGCAGUGCACGGCUGUGCAUGGCGUACCGGCGAUGUUUGAUAGCUUGCUGGCGCUGCCGGAGGCGAAGAACCUCAAGGCGAAAGAUCUGCGUCUGAGGACGGGCAUCAUCGCAGGUGCGCCGGUGCCGCGGUAUCUCAUGGAACAACUUGUUUCGCGCCUGGGCAUGACGGAGUUCACGUCGAGCUAUGGGUUGACGGAGGCGUCGCCAACGUGUUUCAAUGCGUUUACCGACGAUCCUAUUCAUGUCAGGUUGACGACGGUCGGCACGCUGAUGCCGCAUGCUAUGGCAAAGAUUGUGGACCGCGAGGGGAGGAUCGUGCCAAUUGGUACCAGGGGCGAGCUGUGCAUCGGGGGUUACCAGCUGCAGGCGGGGUACUGGAACAACAGCGAGAAGACGAACGAGGUGAUGGUUCGGGAUGAGCAGGGUGUUUUGUGGCUGCAUACCGGAGAUGAGGCGGUGUUUGAUGAGAGGGGGUAUUGUACUAUUACGGGGAGGUUUAAGGAUAUUAUUAUUCGGGGCGGCGAAAACAUCUACCCGCUCGAAAUCGAAGAGCGCCUAGUCGAGCACCCCGCUAUCAGCAUGGCUGUCGUGGUUGGCCUCAAAGACGAGCACUAUGGCGAGGUGGUCGGCGCAUUCCUGCAGCUGGACCCGAGCCAUUCCCCCACGAAGAAGCCUGACCUCGAAGAGGUUCGCGAGUGGGUACGCCGCAAGCUGGGCAAGCAUAAGGCGCCCACGCAUAUCUUUUGGCUGGGUGAGGAUGGUGUCCCCGCGGCAGUACCCCUGACGGGGAGUGGUAAGGUGAGAAAGUUUGAGAUGGCGCAGCUUGGGAAUAAGUUGUUGGAGGAGAGGAAAAAGGGGGUUAAGGCGAAGUUGUAA